CUGAUAUAUCACUUAUUAACCUCUUUUCCUUUAACUUUCUUAAAUGUUUCUUUUCAUGUCAAAAAUUUUUUGUUUACGGGGUUUGCCCUUUUUGUAAAAAAAAUUAAUGAUUUAUCGACUGCUUUGCUAUCAGACAGGAAAUAAAAGUCCUCAGGAAAAUUCUCCCAUCAAAAAAUUUGGGGACCUUUGGCCCGGCUAAAACUCCCAAAAAUUUAGUGAUUAAAUUUGGCGUCCUCUUUUCGUUAGAGGUUAUUUUAUUAAAAUUUUUUUAUUAAAAAAAUGUCUACAAAUAAAAUUUCUGCAAAACGGACAGCAACAGAGGCCAAUUUUUCGCCUCUCUCCAAUAAUAGCAACAACAACGAAAAUCCAAAUUCUCUUAAUUUUCUUAUUGAUUGUCAAGUCAAUUUGGUGAAAACAACACUAACAACAAUCAAUACUUUUAUUCCGUCUAUGACAACAGAGCAAACUCCGAUUUUAUUAAACUUUAUUAAAACUCUGACUGAACAAUUUAACCUUCUUAGUAAAUCAAUCGAUUCACUUAAAGAAAAACAACAAGAAAAACCUUAUGGAUAUUUUUCAGGAACAACAAAAUUAAACACUAUUUCAGCAGAGGAGCUAGAGCGCGAAAGAAGUGUUGUUGUGACUGGUUUGACGGAAUCUACAAAAAAACUUCCAUCAGAGAAAAUGGCGGAUGACUCCAAAACAAUAACAAGUUUACUCGACUCGGUGGGGGUUGAGUGCGCACCCAGGUUUUUUUACCGUAUGGGACGUCAGUCUAACCCACCCAAUAAUGGUCAUGCCCGUCUUUUAAAGAUUGUUUUACCAUCCAGAAAAUUUCAGCGUGAACUUCUCAACAAAUGGAAAACAAAUGGCAAGAAAUCUUUCCCCCAAGUCAAUAUGCGUGCUUCAAUGACACCAGAACAAUUACAGCGACGAAGGGAACUAAUUGAAGAGUGCAAAAAGAAGAGAAUGGAGAACCCUCAAUUGGACUGGAUAGUUUAUGGAGAAGCAGUAAUUCUAAGAUCGGAGGUUCACAUUUUUAGAAAAAAUAAAAAAAUCUGA
Molecule: messenger RNA, 1062 nt
Organism: Meloidogyne enterolobii
Lineage: Eukaryota; Metazoa; Nematoda; Chromadorea; Rhabditida; Meloidogynidae
Source: the annotation of a GenBank genome assembly